AUUUUUUUUUUUUUCCGUAUUCUUCUUCCCAUUUGAUUCAGCUCUUUUUCUAGUGGUUGCUCAUGUCUGAAGUCUGAACAGCCUUGUUAGGGUUUUUAAGAAUAGGUGAGAUUCUCCAAUGGGGACAUCAUCUGGGUCUAACAUCCACAAUCAACCUCAAUCAACAAUGUUGCCUCCCCGUCAGCAGCCAAGGACUGGAGGGUUGCAAACAUCAUUGUCGUUAGUUUCUUCCGAUGGCCGUGCAUCUCCUGAUCCACAGGAACCCAGAUCAAACUCUGAUCAGGUGCGUGACUCCCCUUCGGAGAGUGCCAGUUCACGAGAAACGUGGCCCACUGCGGAGGCUGUAAUGGGCAAGAAGCUGGCAAAUGGGAAAACGGAUAAUGACAUUCCUGAACAGUCAGUCAUUCGCCGGUAUUCUAACCUGGAGAAGCUAACUCUCCGCGACAUAGCAAGAGAAAGAGUUGAAAUGAUUGCAGAAAGAAUGCUUCUUCUGCCUGAUGAGCUUCUAGAGGAGCUAAAAAGCAGACUCCGUAUUAUUCUUGAAGGAAAUGGUGGUUCUCAACAUAGGGAGGAAUUUUUGAUUUUGCAGAAGCUUGUUCAGAGUAGGUCUGAUUUGACUGCUAAGACCUUGAUUAGAGCUCACAGGGUGCAGCUGGAAAUUCUGGUUGCAAUAAAUACUGGUAUUCAGGGAUUCCUGCAUCCAAAUAUUAGUCUGUCUCAAACUUCACUAAUUGAAGUUUUCGUGUAUAAGAGGUGUAGAAAUAUAGCAUGCCAAAACCAGCUUCCUGCAGAGGAUUGUACCUGUGAAGUAUGCACCACUCGGAAUGGCUUCUGCAACCUUUGCAUGUGUGUUAUCUGUAACAAGUUUGAUUUUGAAGUGAAUACCUGCCGUUGGAUUGGUUGUGAUCUGUGUUCUCAUUGGACUCACACAGAUUGUGCUAUUCGUGAUGUACUAAUUUGCAUGGGCCCUUCUGUUAAGAGUGGAGCAGGUGCUGGUGAGAUGCUCUUCAGGUGCCGUGCUUGCAAUAGAACAUCAGAGCUGUUAGGCUGGGUUAAAGAUGUGUUCCAACAUUGUGCACCUGCAUGGGACCGUGAGGCUCUGAUGAGAGAACUUGAUUUUGUUAGUAGAAUUUUCCGUGGAAGUGAGGAUACCAGAGGAAGGAAACUUUUUUGGAAGUGCGAGGAACUCAUUGAAAAAAUGAAAGGUGGAGUUCCUGAGUCAGCAGCUUGUAGAGUGAUAUUGAUGCUUUUUCAAGAGCUUGAAGUGGACUCACCAAAGAACACAGAAGCUGGGGAAGGUGGACGACUGAUAGCUCCUCAGGAGGCAUGCAAUCGAAUUGCUGAGGUGGUGCAGGAGGCAGUAAGAAAAAUGGAAAUGGUGGCCGAUGAGAAGUUGAGGAUGUUCAAGAAAGCCCGUUUGGCUCUUGAGGCUUGUGACCGUGAGCUUGAGGACAAGGCAAGGGAAGUCAAUGAAUUGAAGUUGGAGAGGCAACGGAAGAAGCAACAGAUAGAUGAGUUGGAGAGCAUUGUGAGACUUAAGCAGGCUGAGGCUGAUAUGUUUCAGCUUAAGGCUAAUGAGGCAAGGCGGGAGGCUGAGCGGCUGCAGAGGAUUGCUCUUGCCAAGUCAGAGAAAUCAGAGGAGGAGUAUGCUAGCAGAUACCUGAAACUCCGGUUGAGCGAGGCUGAAGCUGAGAAGCAGUAUCUGUUUGAGAAGAUCAAGCUUCAGGAGAGUUCACGUUCAUCACAGAGUAAUGGUGCAGGUGACUCUUCACAAAUGCUGAUGCUCUCAAAAAUCCAGGACCUGCUGAAAAAUGUUUACCAUGUCCCUCCGAAGUCAGAAUGCCAGCCAAGUGAACACCAUCCUAUCAGGUCAAAUCCCUGAUGGAAUCCUAUUGGGUCAAUCCCUGAUGGAAUGCUUCCUGGUAUGCUAUGUGUUAAUUCAACUUGAUAAUAAGAAAUGCAGACUUUGUUGUUUGGAUAGAUUGACUAUGUUGUUGGAAAUUGUGAACUUAAAUGCUAUGUUCUGAUUUCUAAAUUAUAUUUGAUUUGACAUUUUCACCUGGCA
Molecule: messenger RNA, 2065 nt
Organism: Vitis riparia (riverbank grape)
Lineage: Eukaryota; Viridiplantae; Streptophyta; Magnoliopsida; Vitales; Vitaceae
Product: OBERON-like protein
Exons: 3
Coding region: 119-1882 (587 amino acids)
Cellular component (GO): nucleus
Source: RefSeq, a predicted model, not a curated record